AUGCACUUAAUUAAAGUAUAUAUAUUUUUUUAAUAAUGCGUAAUAAUUACCAAUCAUAACAAUAAUUAUAAAUAUAAACAAACAUAACAAGUCUUGAUGUUGAAAGUAUUUCGAAAUUGUAUCCUUUUUAAAUACAAUUUAAGUAGAUCUUUUGCUUUUCGUUUUUGUGUAAAUUUGGAUCUCGAAUGUUGUAUUUAUCAUUCAAGUAGUUAGGGAUCAUUUAUAGGCAUUAAAUCUCGCAAUUACUCACAUGAUACAUUAUAUUACUUAACCAACUUUCCUAAGAUUAUGCCAAUAGAACAUUUUACACAGAUCAUUUGUUAGAAAUUAGCUGUUCAGAAAUAAAUGACUAGAUUAUUUGUGGUCUUAUGUCCUAUAAACUCUUUUUACUAUUCUAAACUUAAACUUGUAAGAGUAUUCUGUAACAUUUCAACAGCAAUUUCAUAUUAGUUAUACCAAAAUGUAUUCAGCACCAAGGAUAAGUAGGAGGAUAUAAAGUUGCUGGAAAUUUCGCUCAUACAGUAUUAACAUCAAAGAAUUCUAAAAAUAGGUUUUAAUUAAAAUCUAUAGAUGCUACGCCAAGGAUUAGUGUAAGAAAUGGGACUUUAUAAUGAGAGAUCUUAUUUUGAUUAAAAAAUUGAUUUCAAUUAAAAGGAUAGGUAAAUUUAAAGUGAUAGAACAGAAAAGAUAUAAAUAUAUAAGUAGAUAUUGAGUCUAUAGGAAGGGUAAUAUGAAUUACAAUUAUUAGGAUACUAAUGUUGA
This is a messenger RNA of Paramecium tetraurelia, 762 nucleotides long. RefSeq lists its product as uncharacterized. NCBI's taxonomy places the organism in Eukaryota, Ciliophora, Oligohymenophorea, Peniculida, Parameciidae. The transcript has a single exon. The record is from RefSeq and is a predicted model, not a curated record.